Molecule: messenger RNA, 405 nt
Organism: Trichoderma atroviride IMI 206040
Lineage: Eukaryota; Fungi; Ascomycota; Sordariomycetes; Hypocreales; Hypocreaceae
Source: RefSeq, a predicted model, not a curated record
AUGAGCAACGCAUUAAACACCGCCCACUGGGGUAUCUUUAUGGAAGAUAGUUCCGGCGGUUUCUUAACCGACAUCACCUUCAUUAGCGGUAAAUUCGGUGCUCAAUUCGAAAGCCAGCAGUUUCCCAUGCGCAACCUCACUUUCCACAACGCUCAGACAGCCAUUCGCCAGGGCUUCGACUGGGGCUGGACAUACGCCGGCAUCACCAUCAACAACUGCUUCGUCGGCCUUGACAUGAGCGCUGUCGACGGCAACGAAGCUCUGAGCGUCGUCGGCAUCACCAUGAUUGAUUUCAGCAUUUCCGACACCGACAUCUUCAUCAAGACGGCCAAGACGGCCACGUCCAGGCCCGUGGGAGCAGGAAACCUGAACGUCGAAAACAUUCAGCUUUCAAAAAAGUUUUAA